Boleophthalmus pectinirostris (great blue-spotted mudskipper) is the source of this 3063-nucleotide messenger RNA. RefSeq names its product chloride channel, voltage-sensitive 1b (gene clcn1b). Gene Ontology annotation, cellular component: membrane. Gene Ontology annotation, biological process: transmembrane transport; chloride transport. NCBI's taxonomy places the organism in Eukaryota, Metazoa, Chordata, Actinopteri, Gobiiformes, Gobiidae. The record is from RefSeq and is a predicted model, not a curated record. The transcript is spliced from 25 exons. The coding region runs from base 1 to 3063 and encodes 1020 amino acids. Gene Ontology annotation, molecular function: voltage-gated chloride channel activity.
AUGACUAAAAGAGAUGUUCUAAUCGUGUUUUUCACAGGUUUAGCAAACUCCUUUAACUCAUCCUCUCCUCUGCUCAGUUAUUUUUGGAUCAGUGACAGCGUGUCAAUGGCUGCAGAUGCAUCGCAAAGGAAGGCUCUGAGAUACCAACAGACCCUGCUCUACGGAGAGUACAGGGAGCAGCUGGGAAACUUUGCCCGUCGAGAGGCAGCACGUUUACUCACAGAGAGACAAUGGAAGAAAAGAGCUGGAGAGGGCAGCACGUCCAGCUUGCGCAAAGGGCUCGGGAGAAGGCACCACCAUCAUCACCCCGCCACCCUCGAAUCCCACCACAGCCAUGUCUCCUCCAGCCUGAAACCACGCCCAUACUCCAAAUGCCAAGAUUGUUUGGCUCGUGUGCGGCGUUACAUCGUGAACAAGAUGGGGGAGGACUGGAUUUUCCUGGUGCUUCUUGGUCUGGCUAUGGCCCUGGUCAGUUGGACUAUGGACUACGCCAGUGCCAAGAGUCUCCAAGCCUACAAGUGGAUACAUGGGGAGCUUAAGGGGAAUGUGCCACUGCAGUACCUGGCUUGGGUGACUUAUCCCAUGAUUCUGGUCAUGUUUGCAUCGCUCUUCUGUCACCUGGUUUCCCCGCAGGCCAUCGGCUCUGGUAUCCCUGAGCUGAAAACUAUAUUACGAGGUGUGGUGCUAAAAGAAUAUUUAACCCUGAAAGCCUUCAUCGCCAAAGUCAUCGGCCUCACUGCGGGUUUGGGCAGCGGCAUGCCAGUGGGGAAAGAGGGGCCGUUUGUCCACAUUGCCAGUAUCUGUGCCGCGGUGCUCAGUCGAUUCAUGUCCAUUUUCUCAGGCGUAUAUGAGAACCCGUACGGGUACACAGAUAUUCUGACGGUGGGCUGCGCUGUGGGGGUGGGCUGCUGCUUCGGCACUCCACUAGGAGGGGUCCUGUUCAGUAUUGAGGUCACGUCUACCUACUUCGCGGUGAGGAAUUACUGGCGAGGUUAUUUCGCUGCCACGUUCAGCGCCUUCAUAUUCAGGGUGCUCUCCGUUUGGAACAAGGAUGCUGUUACAAUCACAGCACUCUUCAAAACAAACUUCAGGAUGGAUUUUCCGUUCGAUCUACAAGAGCUUCCUGCAUUUGCAGUCAUAGGGAUUUCUUGUGGCUUUCUUGGGGCGUUCUUUGUCUACUUGAACAGACAAGUGGUGCUUUUCAUGCGAAGGCCGACUGCUCUCACUCGAUUUCUGACAAAACAUCGACUCAUCUAUCCGGGCGCAGUCACUCUGAUCAUUGCCACCUUCACGUUUCCACCAGGGUUUGGACAGUUUAUGGCCGGAGAGCUCAUGCCUCGUGAAUGCAUCAACUCUCUGUUCGACAACUUCACCUGGACCAAAAUGUCCGGCUCCCCUCUGCCCCCGGGUCUGGGCCGAUCCAUGGCUUGGCUGCACCCACAAGUCAGUGUCUUCGUCAUCCUCCUGCUCUUUUUCAUCAUGAAGUUCUGGAUGUCAGCAGUUUCAACGACGAUGCCCAUCCCCUCGGGCGCGUUCAUGCCCGUGUUCAUUUUAGGAGCAGCUUUCGGGCGCCUUGUGGGAGAGAUCAUGGCCACUCUGUUUCCAAAUGGAAUCCUGUUUGAUGGGAUCGUGUACCGGAUACUGCCAGGAGGCUACGCUGUCAUUGGGGCAGCAGCUAUGACCGGGGCCGUCACACACACAGUCUCCACUGCUGUGAUCUGCUUUGAGCUGACAGGGCAGAUCUCUCACAUCCUGCCCAUGAUGGUGGCUGUGAUUCUGGCCAACAUGGUGGCUCAAGGCCUGCAGCCGUCCCUCUAUGACUCCAUCAUCCAGGUGAAAAAACUGCCCUACCUGCCUGAGCUGGCCCUCGGGCACAUCAGCAAGUACAACAUCUUCGUGGAGGAUAUUAUGGUCCGAAAGGUCAAGUUUCUGUCGUCUCAAUCCUCCUACAGAGAACUCAACCACCUUCUGGACACAACAACGCUCAAAACUAUCCCACUGGUCGACUCUAAAGAAUCCAUGAUACUUCUAGGCUCCAUUGAGAGAACGGAGCUGCAGGCCAUCCUCGACUGGUGGCUGUCCCCAGAACGCAGAGCAUUUGAGAGGGGUCAGAGUUCACCGGGCCAGGGAUCUAAAGUCAGCUGGGAGUCCUUCACCUUUGUGGACGAAGAGGGCGGAGAAGACAACACAGCCAAGACCACUUCAGCGCUGGAGGAGUGUAACGGCCCCCUCCCCUCUCCAAGGCCUCAAGAGCACUCGUCCAAUCACCGGGGCUCAGACAAACGAAAGCUGCCCUCAGUGAGACAUGCAUUACAAAGACUGUUCUCCUCGUCGUCUGCCACCGGACAGGCAGACUCUCAGGAGACUACGGACCCUCCAGUAAAUGACUCCAUGUCUCCAGAAGAGAUUAAAGCCUGGGAAGAGGCCGAGCUGGAUAAACCAAUCGAUAUGGAGCAGGUUCGCAUAGACCCGUCCCCCUUUCAGCUGGUGGAGAGGACAUCGCUGCACAAGACCCACACUCUCUUCUCUCUGCUGGGCCUCAGUCAUGCCUAUGUCACCAGCAUCGGGAAACUGGUGGGAGUCGUGGCUCUUAAAGAGUUACAAAAGGCCAUUGAAGGAUCCACUCGCAGCGGUGUGAGGCUACGUCCACCGUUGGCCAGCUUCAGGGACGCAAGCCGAAAAGCCAAGAAGCACCAGCCACCCUCCUCGUCCACGCCUUCGUCCCCCACGCGGGAGAGAGAUCUGUGGGGCGAGGGGGGCAGCAGACCGGGGGGAGGCGGUGGGGAGAUGGUCCGGAGUGUUUCCAAUCACGACUUCCAAAGAAAAGCAUCGUCCAGCAGACUCACAUCGCUCUCUGACACCGCGCCUUCGUCUCCCGGGAGCAGUUCUCUGGCCUCUGCGGCAGGGGGCAGCCAAGAGGAGCCGGUGUCCCCCUCUACCUCCUCUUCCUCACCCUCUUCUUCCUCACCCGCUGCCUCCCCUCGCUCGCCCAACCCCCCCGUGCUCACCCUGUCCUCACUGCAGGAGGAACGGGAGAGCGAGGAGUCCGAUGAGCCCAUUUAG